This is a messenger RNA of Fusarium proliferatum ET1, 2607 nucleotides long. RefSeq lists its product as uncharacterized. NCBI's taxonomy places the organism in Eukaryota, Fungi, Ascomycota, Sordariomycetes, Hypocreales, Nectriaceae. The transcript has 3 exons. Bases 1 to 2607 code for a protein of 868 amino acids. Gene Ontology annotation, molecular function: catalytic activity. The record is from RefSeq and is a predicted model, not a curated record. Gene Ontology annotation, biological process: nucleoside metabolic process.
AUGGACUAUAUAAGCCCCCCUCCUCUCAUCAUCUGGAAGAACUCAAGCCAUUUCUUAAAUCUCAUAGUCAAGACUCAACAAAGUCAACCCUCUGAGAACAGACAACGAAAUGGCAGCCCUUCAACCUACACUGUUGGGUGGAUCUGCGCCUUGACAACAGAGCUAGUUGCGGCAAAAAGCUUUUUUGAUGAAGAGUACGAAGUGACUCUAGACGCACAAGCUCCCGGAGACAACAACAGCUAUUCCUUCGGGAGAAUGGGGAAGCAUGAUGUUAUCGUGGCAUCCUUACCCAGAGCCGAAUACGGCAUAGCCCCAGCUGCGUCUGUAGCCAGAGACAUGUUACGAACCUUUCCCAAUAUUCGUGUUGGACUUAUGGUCGGUAUUGGUGGUGGCGCUCCGCGCCCUGAGCAUGAUAUCCGUCUUGGAGAUGUCGUAGUUAGCGUCCCUUCGGGAGCGAAAGGGGGAGUCCUUCAUCAUAACCGCGGCAAGACAAUUCAGCAACAAGAGUUCCACUUGACUGGGUCAUUGAACCAACCACCCCAAUUUCUGUUGACCGCUGUGGGGGCACUAGAAGCGGAUUAUGAAGGUCAAGGCCAUGAACUGAACGAAAGAAUCGAAGAGGCACUCAGCAAAAGACCUCGCCUCAGGAAACGGUAUGCUCGUCCCUUAGCAGCGACAGACAGGCUCUAUGAAUCCAGCCACAUUCAUAGCGAAUCUCCAAAAUCUACAGCAUGUAAAAACAACUGUGGCGAGGAAAACGUCAUCUCCAGAGAGGGCCGAGGCGAUGAUGAAGAUGACCCAAUGAUCCAUUAUGGUCUCAUUGCCAGCUCUGAUAAGCUCAUGAAGGACGCAACUGUCCGGGAUAAGUUAGCCAGGGAUGAGGGAGUAUUAUGCUUUGAGACGGAAGCAGCUGGCUUGAUGAACCACUUCCCCUGUCUGAUUAUCCGUGGGAUCUGCGACUAUGCCGACUCACACAAAAAUAAAGAAUGGCAGGGUUUUGCGGCAAUGACUGCUGCAGCAUAUGCGAAGGAGUUGCUUCAGAAGAUUGCGCCAACCAAGAUACAGAAGGAGAAGCCUCUUGCGAAAGUCAUCAGCGAAUUCGGAAUUAAAUUGGAAAAUAUUACUACAAGUGUGAAGGACACGAAUGCCACCGUAAACACUAUGCAUGCAGAUAAUCGGCGUCUGGAGAUAGAACGCUGGCUCAAGCCACCAAGGUCGUCAACCAAUGUAGCCAAGGCCAAGAAGCGCCGCCAUGAUGGCACUGGUCAGUGGUUCAUCCAGAGCCCGGCUUUCACGGAGUUUAAAGCAGGCUCACGAAAGCAUUUAUGGCUCCAUGGGUUGGCUGGCUGCGGGAAAACUGUCCUAAGCUCUCAAAUCCUAGACGAUCUCAGUGCUAUGGAUGGCAUCAUCACACUAGUACACUACUUCGACUUCAACGAUGCUGAGAAACAAACUCUCGAUGGACUUCUCCGGUCAUUGGCAUUCCAACUCUGCCAAUAUGGAGGGGAAAUUGCAUUAGCGAAGCUCUAUGGGCUAUUCACAUCACACGAAAAGGGUUUGAAAGCUCCAGACGAGUCAGAGUUGGAAGCAUACAUCCAAUCAAUUCUGAGAACUUUCGAUCGCACGUUCAUCUUGAUUGACGCUUUGGAUGAGUGUAGAUCAAGAGAUUCCCUUCUCUCUUGGAUCGGGCGGCUUGCAGUGGAAAAUGUGCAAUUGCUCCUGACCGCCAGGCCUGAAGACGACAUUCAAUCUCAGACUCUUCGUUUCUUUGGAAAAGAGAAUUGUAUAAACUUAGAUAAGACUGCUGUCAACGGUGACAUUAAGUUCUAUGUUCGUUCAGUCCUUGAUACAAACCCAAGAUUCAUUGAGAAAGCCUUGAGUGAAGAGUUGCGCAAGGAAAUCUGUGCCAAAGUUGGAGAGGGAGCAGACGGAAUGUUUCGAUGGGCAGCUUGUCAGAUAGAUACUCUCGAAGCUUGUCUAACUCCAAAUGCUGUCCGUGAAGCUCUCGUGUCCUUACCACGCGAUCUACCCAAAACAUACGAUCGUAUGAUGGAAAGCAUACCUCCUCAAUACAAAGAUGACUCAAUCCGCCUGUUGCAGUUUAUAGUGAAUUGUGAGCAACCUCUGAGCCCAGCCGAGGCUGUCGAGAUUUUAGCCACUCGCCCAGACCGGCAUCAAAACCGACUCAGGUUUGAUCCAGAGAAUAGACUUUUCAACUCUUCUCAUAUCGUAAGAUACUGCCCUGGUAUGAUACACAUCGUAACAGUCUCAGAUGGAGAUGUCGAUGAAAACGAUGACAAAUGCUGCUGGGCAGAAGUGCAUCUCACGCACUUUUCUGUGAAGGAGUAUCUGACAAAGCUUGAUGCUUUCUGUGAGCUGAGUUCUGCGAUAAUUAUUACGGAGACAUUGAUUAGUUAUUUGUGCGGUGUCAAAGAACCACUCUAUCGUGUUCGUGCCGACUUUCCCUUAGCCAUACGCGCGGAAAAUGUCUGGCGUGAAUUCGCUAGAAAAGCACAGACUGUCAAAAAAAUCGUAUCUCCCAACAGCCAUCAGAAGACUGGUAUUGUUCUUCUAGGGAACGGUAUCAAAGGCUGUAUCCAAGAAUAG